Molecule: messenger RNA, 2016 nt
Organism: Exaiptasia diaphana
Lineage: Eukaryota; Metazoa; Cnidaria; Anthozoa; Actiniaria; Aiptasiidae
Product: cytochrome P450 3A24
Exons: 5
Coding region: 66-1598 (510 amino acids)
Molecular function (GO): oxidoreductase activity, acting on paired donors, with incorporation or reduction of molecular oxygen; iron ion binding; heme binding
Source: RefSeq, a predicted model, not a curated record
AAUCUAAUGUAAACAUAAAUCAGAGAGAAGCUGUACAACUGAGCUUGAGUCACGAAUCCAUCGACAUGGAAGUACUGAGCUCAGUUCUCUCCAUAUUACCGGCCUAUUGGAUCUAUAUUUUGCUAAUAUGUCUUGUCAUUUACUGGGGAAUCGCUCCRUACAGGCGAUCUGUCGUAGUUGCUCAAGUYGGAGACCUUCCAGGUCCAACUCCAUUACCGUUUUUAGGUAACGCCUUGGAUUUGUUCGUUUAUAAAGGAGAAAUACACUUACAGUUCGAUCACUAUUACAAGAAGUAUGGUCGCCUUUUUACAACGUUUCUAGCGAGUAGAGACCCAUGCAUUGUGAUGGGCGACAUCGAAAUGGUUAAGGAAUUGUUGGUGAAGGAGUUUCAGAGCUUUCACGACCGUCCCUCGAUUGUGAAGUUUUCCAAGCCUUUGGACAGCAUGAUGACAUCCGCUACUGGCCAAACAUGGCACCGUAUUCGUACCACCUUGUCACCAACAUUUAGUGGUCACAAAAUGAAAGUGAUGGUUCCAUURUUAAACAAGUCCUGUGAUGUACUGAUCAAGAAACUACAAGAUGCUGAAAAAUCUGACCAGUCCGUCAAUGUAUACAAAUUUUUUCAAGGCUUAACCAUGGAAACAAUAUUGUCAUCAUUUUUUGGCAUGGAAUCAAAUGCCCAAAUGGAUGACAAUGACGUUGCCUAUGUUGCUUCKCGUAAAGCACUGAACAUCAGUGUAUGGAAAAGGGUGAUAUUAUUCGUGUUGUUGAGUUUGCCUUGCAGCAAUUACCUGCAGGAACUUCCCCUAAUGGAGAAUCUGUUAAUUGGUUCAAUYGGAGAACUCUCGGGUCUUUCCAAGGGCAUUAUUGAACUGAAGAAAAAGACCGCAAAAGGAAAGGAAAAGGAUUUUCUAGACAUGAUGUUGGCAAGUGCAAGCAAUACCGACUUACCAGAAGAAAAACGACUGAGUGAGGACGAAGUGCUGGCACAAAGCAUUAUCUUCAUGGUUGCUGGAUAUGAGAACACAGGCAACCCACUCUCUUUGGUCUGUCAUCAUCUAGCCACUACUCCUGGCAUUCAGGAAAAGGCACAAGAAGAAAUUGAUAGCAUAUGGAGUGACAUGGRCCAGCCACUAUCUUAUGACAUGGUUAAUUCCAUGAACUACCUGGAAAUGRUCAUCUCUGAAAUACUUCGUCUUUAUCCUCCAGGCUUUAUUCUUUCUCGAAUCGCAACCAAAGACUGCACCAUAAAAGGCUUUCCUAUCAAAAAAGGAACAAGCAUAUUCGUCCCAGUCUACAGCAUCCAACGCGAUCCAGAGUAUUACGACAAUCCCGACAAGUUUGACCCAGAACACUUCAGUGCCGAAGCAAAGCAGUCACGUGAUCCCUACGCUUACAUGCCGUUUGGUCAUGGGCCUCGUAACUGUAUCGGGAUGAGGUACGCGUUAUUUCAGAUGAAGAUCACCAUUGCAAGGAUUUUGAAACAGUUCAGCUUCGUGGCUGGUCCAGAAACCAAGAUCCCUCCCGAGGUGACCCUGAGRACAAUCUUGGGCUGUGGAAAAGACGGAAUUCAUCUGCGGGUCAAGAGUAGGCAAUGAGAGACUGCGAAUUGUUUUUUUGCUGUUUUUUAGAUACGAUUAGAAAGCCGAAAGAGGCAGUAUAAAAAUAAUCAAUAACAAAAUAAUUUCAUCUCUACUUCACCACCCUACGUUUGGUCUUGACGCACAAAAUUAAAAAAUAAAAAAUAAAUAAAAAAAUACUUUAUACUUUUACACUAUUUUACUAAGCAAAAUAGUAUGAAAUUUUACUAGGUAAUUAUUGUGGUUUCAAAAGCCUAGAUUAUCUUAUUAUCUUAUAUAUCUCUUUUAAGAAAAAAAAAAGCUAUUAUGAAAUAAUAGAAUAGCACUUAAGAAAUCAUGACAUAAGCCUAAACUAUACUUUAUACGUCACAUCCGUGUUUUGUUCUGACUGUUUGAUUGCAAAUAAAUGCACAUAAAAACAAAAUUAACUAUAAAA